ACGUACUUCUUGGGCAAAAGACAAUUCUUUGUCUUCUUCUUCUUCUUCUUCUUGUUAUGGAUCUAUAAAGUGAAGCCCCUCGCUCUUUCCUCUAUCUACAAACAUAGUGCAAGACAUUCUAAAAAGUUAUGGAUAUCUAUUCGUAUCAUGAGUUGAUCAUAUUCAUGCGAUUGCUUUUCCCUUUGAUCGCAUGCCUCCUUCUCUUACUCCCUCGCUCUUUGUCUUCUAAUUAUCUGCCUUCGCUUUGCCAUCAAGAAGAGAGGAGAGCUCUGAUGCAAUUCAAGGAUAGCUUUAUCAUAAAAAACAACUCUUUCUGCGAAUACACUGAGGAGAACCAUCCUGAGGUUGCAUCAUGGAGAAUGGAUGGAAAUAAUACCAAUUGUUGUGUAUGGGAUGGGGUUGAAUGCAACCAAGACACGGGUCAUGUCAUCGCCCUCAACCUUUUGAGGAGUUGUCUCUAUGGUUCUAUCACCUCCAACAGUAGUCUCUUCCGCCUUCUUCAUCUUCAAGACCUUACUCUUGUUUUCAAUGACUUCAAUCACUCCCAAAUUCCAUCUGAGAUUGGUAAUCUUUCAAGCCUAACAUAUCUUGACCUCUUCAACUCCAACUUUUCAGGACAAAUCCCCUCUGAGAUUCAAUACCUAUCCAAGUUAUCUUCUCUUUCGCUGGGUUCCUUAGAUGGUUAUAAUUAUUUAUAUACCAAAAGUCUGACAAGUUUAGUGCAAAAUUUAACCAACCUUGAAGAGCUUGCAUUGAGUAAUAUCAACAUAUCUUCCACUAUACCUGAAAGCCUGGCAAAUUUAUCUUCUUUAAAAUUUCUAUUUUUGGAUAGCUGCGGACUGUACGGGCAAUUCCCAACAAGAAUUUUUCAGCUACCACACCUACAGGACCUAGAUGUUCGAUACAAUAAAAAUCUCACUGGUCAUUUGCCCGAAUUUCACACAAACUCUCCUCUCGUGCAUUUAUAUCUUGGCAGCACAAAUUUCUCUGGUGAUCUACCUGCUUCAAUUGGAAACCUUAAUUCCUUAACUUUCUUCGAUAUUUCCAAUUGUAAUUUUUCUGGAGCCAUCCCAAAUUCUUUGAGUAACCUUACCCAACUCACUUUGCUAGACCUUUCACAAAACUCAUUCAACGAUUUGUCGUGGUUCACCAGACCUAGUUCAAACGCCAUUCUUCCACAGUUUGAAAUGUUAGGAUUGGAUCAUCUCAACUUAACAAAGUUUCCAGAUGUAUUACGAAACCAAAGUAAAUUGGAGUAUCUAUUGCUGCGAGGCAACAAUCUUCAAGGCUUGAUACCCAAAUGGAUGCAUAAUGUAAGUAAAGAUUCUCUUCAAUUGCUCUACCUUUCUAACAACUUUCUCACUAGCUUUGAAAAUUUUCCAGCAAUUAUCCCAUGGCCAAAUCUAAAAGAUUUACUCCUUGACAAUAACAUGAUGAAUGGAUCGCUCCCAAUUCCACCACCAUCCCUACAGGUUUAUGUCGUCAGCAAUAAUUUAUUCACCGGAAGGAUUUCACCAUUUUUUUGCAAUAUGAGUUCACCUAGAGAGCUUGAUUUGUCCUAUAACCAUUUGAGUGGCAUGAUUCAUCCAUGUUUUGGCAACUUGAAUCAAACAUCUUUGUCAAUCCUAGCACUACGAUGCAACAACUUAGGUGGCACCAUCCCAAAAACAUGGGCAAAAGGAUGCCUCCUAAGGAUGCUGGACUUGAGUCAAAACCAGUUACAGGGUCAUUUGCCAAGAUCUUUGGCCAACUGUACUGAGCUUGAGUAUCUUCAUGUUGGCCACAAUCAAAUCAAUGAUACAUAUCCCUCUUGGUUGGGAACUCUUCAACAGUUAAAGAUUCUUGUUUUCCAUUCUAAUGGCUUCCAUGGUGCAAUAUGGAGUCCGGAAACAAAUUACUCAUUUCCCAACUUGCAUAUCAUUGACCUCUCUCACAACCAUUUGUCUGGGAAUCUGCCUACAGGAUACUUCACACAAUGGGAUGCCAUGAAAUCCAAUGGUGUAAAGAAUUUACAUUACCUGGGGGACUGGGUCAACUAUUCAAUUACAAUGGCAAUCAAAGGUGUGGAGUUGGAAUAUAAGAAGAUCCAUGAUGACCUCAAAGUCAUAGAUUUCUCAUGCAACAGGUUCGAAGGAGAAAUUCCAGAACAAGUGGGGAAUCUAAAAGGACUUCACGUGUUGAACCUCUCAAAUAAUGCUUUCACUGGUCAUAUUCCAUCAUCCUUUGGGAACUUGAUAGAGCUAGAAUCAUUAGACCUUUCUCAAAACAAGUUGUUUGGAGAGAUACCUCCUGAAUUAGUCCAACUCCAUUUCCUUUCAAUGUUUAAUGUGUCACAUAAUGGCCUCACUGGACAUAUACCACAGGGGCAACAGUUUGGAACAUUUGAAAAUACUUCAUUUGAAGAUAAUCGAGGACUAUGUGGAAGGCCAUUGUCCAAAAUCUGUGGAGAUUCCAAUGUUUCACCGCCAACCUUUGAAGAGAAUCAGGGCCCAAGAUUUGUAUUUGAAUUUGGUUGGAAAGUAGUUGCGAUGGGAUAUGGAUGUGGAUUCGUAUUUGGAGUUGUUAUCGGGCACAUUGUGACAACUAGAAAGCCAGAUUUGGUUAUCAAGAUUUUUGGCAAGAAGCAACGCCAAACUCGAAUAAGCCGAGUAAAUCGUAGGAAGUAGUCAAGUAAUAUGUUGUCUUUUAUUUUUUUAAGCGUCAUUUGUAUUUCUAGUAUUAUUGUAUCUUAAUGAAUGGAAUUAGCAGUCGAUCUACACAAAGGUCAACUACUGGAUGAGCAAUUGCUUGAUAAAUGAGGAUUGUACACACUUAUAAAAUGUGUGAAUGUAGUUAGCAAUAUGCAGAGUUAUUCUUUGGUGAAAGUUUUCAAAA
Carya illinoinensis is the source of this 2874-nucleotide messenger RNA. Its product is annotated as receptor-like protein 9DC3. NCBI's taxonomy places the organism in Eukaryota, Viridiplantae, Streptophyta, Magnoliopsida, Fagales, Juglandaceae. Bases 129 to 2666 code for a protein of 845 amino acids. The record is from RefSeq and is a predicted model, not a curated record. The transcript has a single exon. Gene Ontology annotation, molecular function: protein binding.